Messenger RNA from Diabrotica virgifera virgifera (western corn rootworm), 3283 nucleotides. Its product is annotated as cysteine and histidine-rich protein 1 homolog. The record is from RefSeq and is a predicted model, not a curated record. The transcript has 6 exons. Gene Ontology annotation, cellular component: nucleus. Gene Ontology annotation, molecular function: zinc ion binding. The coding region runs from base 95 to 1186 and encodes 363 amino acids. Lineage: Eukaryota; Metazoa; Arthropoda; Insecta; Coleoptera; Chrysomelidae.
CUAGGGUUCGUGUCAAAUAAGAAACGUCACGUCAGCUGUUUUCUGGUUUUGUGUGGAAGUAGAGUGUUCCUCUCAGCUGUUUUGUGUUUGGGUAAUGAUUGAAUUAGCUAUCAACGAGGAUAUUAAUCCUAUCGACAUGUCUGAAACUCAGCCAACAUCAUCGAGUAGCGAGACUACUUCGCAAAUUGUUGAGGAUGUAAAACAGGAAGAAUUCCUAGAACCAGACAUAAAAAAACGUAAAAUUAGUAGUAAACUACCAGAUGACAAAAAAUACAAGUUAGAAGAAAGGCUGGGCGGAAUUUUAUGCUGCGCAGUUUGUUUAGAUUUGCCAAGAGCUGCUGUUUAUCAGUGCAGCAAUGGUCACUUAAUGUGUGCCGGAUGCUUUACUCAUGUCUUGGCCGAUGCCAGGCUCCGAGACGAAACAGCUACUUGUCCAAGCUGUAGAGUCGAAAUAAGUAAAACUACAGCCACUAGAAAUUUGGCAGUUGAAAAUGCCGUAUCGGAGCUUCCGGCCGAAUGCCAAUUUUGUAACAAGCAAUUUCCGAGAAAUUCUUUGGUCAGACACGAGGAAUCUGAAUGCGAAGAAAGAAUUUCUGGUUGUAAAUACAGUCGUAUAGGUUGUCCAUGGAGAGGUCCGUUACAUGAAAGAUCUGAACACGAGAAGGAAUGCGUUCACCCAAAUCGCUCUGGAGCGGAUGUAAUGGAAGCGUUGAAAGUUUUGGAUCAACAGAUGAACGAGGAACGUGUACUUUACGAUAGUAUAUUUGACUUACUGGGAUAUGAAAAAAUCACAUUUAACGAUGUACAGUUGAAACCUUAUCGUACAGAUGAGUUUGUACACAGAUUAUUUUACGAAUCAUCAAGAUUUUCGGCUUUUAAUUACCAGUGGGUAGUCAAAGCGAGGAUAAAUAAUAACCAAAAGGAUCCAACUCAGAGUUCAGAACGGGAUAUGUCAUACCAGUUGAUUUUAAAAUCGAAAUCAAGCAAACCAAUAAGUUUGAGUUACAUAGUACUAAGGGGACCUGUCGGUGACAUAAAUGUGAAAGCAAGAAUACAUGAAUUUGAAUUCACAGAACAGAAUAACGAGACCCCUUUUGUGAAACUACCCUUGCCAGAUACACCUGAAUGUAAUCGAUUAUUGGCAGCGACUACCAUAAAUUUUAGGUUGAUAAUGUUUUCAAAGUAAACGUUUACCUGCACCAAAAUUGUGUAAGAUAUUUUUACACGUUGUUUUAAAUAUUAAUAAUAAAUUUUUGUGCUAUAUAAAUCCUAGGGAUUUUUCAGUAAUUUCUAUUUUGUGUUAUUUGUGGAUCUCUUAGUUACAUUAAGUGUAGAUUAUUUUUAUAUCCAUGACUUAUGAUAUUUUGUUUCUUUGUUCUUGUAGAAGAUGGUAAGAUUCUAUUUAUCCAGAAUAUUAAGAUUUAUAUGCUAUAUAUGUCUAAUUGUUACCUUAGAAUUUAAUUUAAAUGCCAUUAUUAAUAUACUAUAAACUCAUAUUAUUUUAUUUUUAUAACUUAGUGACAUGUUGGCAAUGUUUAUGUAUUUUUGAUAAAAUAUAAGUUAAAAUGGUUACUCAAAAAGACAAUGAUUGAUCAUUAUAUAAUGAGUUAUCGAUAUCGCAGGAAUCAACAUCAUACUCUGCCUCAAUCCCAAUGUUUAUGUAAGUAUUAUUCAUUUUAAGUCAAAAGCACUAUGAUUGGUCGCUACCUAACACGUUUAAGGUAUGAUAAUAAUCAUCUUUGACUCUAUUCCUAUUCGAGAUCCCACAACCCUAAUUAUAUUUGCCAUACGUGUCUAUCUUGACAUCCCAAUAUUAAUGUGUCAUCAUGUAUUUUUUGCCAGCCUCUCCCACUGUUUCCAGGAACUCAAUACUCCGUGAUUCUUACCGUUGUAAAAUUCUCAAGUUUAUAAUAAAUUUAAUAAUAAAUAUUCAUUAAAAUUAUGGGACAACUAGUUUAUCAAUGGAAUUAUUAAAUAAAUGUCGAUAUAUACAAAGUACUUCAUAGCGUACAGCUAACCAUAUUGGUCCUUCGAGCCGGAUUGAACCGGCGACCUAUGGAUCAAUUUAGCUGUACGCUAUGAAGUAGUUUUUAUUUACUGCACAAUGAAAUGGUGUUGUCACAAAGUGACAAUGUGACUUGUCUGAAUUCUGGCAGUGAACUCUCAUAAAUUUGGUAUAAGAUACGUGCGGAUCUAUACGCACUGAAUUUAGGGAAGAUUGGCACGUUCUUAUAUGAAUUCUAGUACGUGUUCGUGUAUAUUUUGGCAUAUUAGUUUAGUUAGGGGAAUUUUAAGCAUGUGAUUGCAUUUUGAUGGCAUAGAAAUUUCAUUUAAAACCGCAACGGAGAAAAAUGUAAAUUUUGGUUGUUGAAUCGUAGACCUCGACCGAUAUAUUAAUUUUCAUGAUAAGAUCAUUUGUCUUAACUUUAAAAUAAAUUUAUUGUGUGUACUAAUUUAAUUCUUAUACGUAUCUGUGGCAUAUAAGGUCCAUAUACUGAACUUUUUUUCAUAAUUUUUAUCCAACAAAAAAAUACUACGUAAUUAAUUAUGGAAAAAUAUUUAUAAUUUUAAUAAGACUUUAACAAAAAACUAAGUGGUUGUAAGUUUGCUUAGUUUUUUCAACAACACCAAUACAAGUGCUCUAGCAAUAGUCCGUGGAAUCACAAGCUUAAUUCCUGCUGUGCAGGUUUGCAAUAAACUAAAGCAUUCGUAAAUUCAUUUUUAAUCAUAUAAAAUGAUUAAAAAGUGUAAAUACGAUGUGGAUAAGAACACAGACAACCUGUAGUACAUAUUCACACAGAGUUUUUAAGUUUAGUCAAUAAAUAACACAUUUAUAUAUCAUUGAAAAUAUGUAGAAUAUGUAAAACACGUUAGUUGUGUAGAAGAACUUGCACUAAGUAGACUGUUUCAUUUUUAAGCCCCUUUAUACCUGUACUUCCCAUCCUAUGGUUUUAAGUCAUUUAAUAAAAUGCAAAUACAGUCAACAUGUCAACUAAACAAAUAUUUAUUUUAAAAUUAAUUUAUUACUGUUGGCAAACCUUAUUAACUGUCACAUAAAUAAUUUGGCACCCUCUAACUGAAAAAUAAUAAUUAUGGCAUAAGCUCAAUUUAGCGUUCGCAAAUUUAGGUUCAAAAGCUAGUGAUUUUAAGCCAUUUAUAAGCCAACAUCACCAAAUGUAUUUUUAGUUUUUUUAUGUAAUUACUAUGUAGAAUGUUAUUUUUAAGUUGCGAAACGAAUCUAAAUUAUAAGGGUUGGGAUAGAAAUAAAACCUUCAAAAUGUUA